UCUCCGAUUAGCGUUAAAGAGAGAUAAGCGCCGUUCUAUAAAUAUGCUAGCCUGUAAGACACUUGCCAUUCAGUGCUCUGAUCAGAUCGUAUCAGCACGUUCAACAAACAUGAUGUUCAUACUGGUGUCUAUAGCAGCGUGCAUCGCCGCAUUGUACUACUACUUCACCAGGACAUUUGAUUACUGGAAGAAAAAAAAUGUCGUCGGACCCAAACCGCUGCCAUUCUUCGGUAAUCUUAAGGAUUCAUUUCUAAGAAAGAAAACCUUGAUAGUCGUCCAAAAAAGCAUCUACGACGCCUAUCCUGAAGAAAAAGUGGUCGGAAUCUACAGAAUGACAACGCCAACUCUAAUGUUGCGGGACUUGGACAUCAUCAAACAUGUUUUAGUUAAAGACUUCGAACAAUUCAUCGACAGGGGAGUGGAGUUCAGCGACAAAGGUAUGGGAGCUAACUUAUUCCACGCCGACGGCGAAAGGUGGAGAGUCCUGAGAGGACACUUCACUCCAGUAUUCACGUCAGGGAAACUCAAAAACAUGUUGUACCUGAUGACGGCGCGAGCGGACAAAUUCAUCCAGCACAUCGACACCAUUACCCAGCAGCAAUCGGAGCAGUCUCUGCAUCAGCUCUUCCAGAAGUACACAAUGUCGGUGAUCAGCGCUUGCGCUUUCGGUGUCGAUCUUGACGACAAAAUGAUGGACACUUUGGAAAAAAUGGACAAACUUAUUUUCUCUGCAAACUACAGUAUCGAAUUGGAUAUGAUGUAUCCUGGUAUAUUGAAGAAGUUCAACGGCUCCCUGGUGCCGCGCUACGUGACUAAGUUCUUUGAAAACCUCGUGAAACAAGUUAUAAAACAAAGAGGUGGACGACCGACAGGAAGGAAAGAUUUUAUGGAUCUCAUUCUAGAAUUGAGACAGCAGAAAACAAUCGAAGGUCGGAAGAGAUUCGAAAACGAAAACCAACCGACAUUGGAACUGACCGACAGCAUUAUCGCUGCUCAGGCGUUUAUAUUCUACGGAGCCGGAUACGAGUCGAGCGCAUCCACGAUGGCGUUCAUGUUGUACGAGAUGGCAAGGAACCCGGACAUACAGGACAAGGUCAUCAAAGAGAUCGAUGAUGUCCUCAAGCGAAACAAUGGCGAGGUGAGCUACGAGUGCCUGAACGAGAUGACGUACUUGCAUCAGGUGUUCGAUGAAACGUUGAGGAUGUACCCGUUGGCGGAUCUGAUCCAGCGCGUCACCCACACAGAGUACAAGUUGCCGGGCACAGACAUCACGCUGGAGAAGGGCAGACCGGUGAUCAUCAGCGCGUGGGGCAUCCAACACGACCCUAAAUACUACCCAGACCCGGAAAGAUUCGACCCGGAACGCUUCAGUGCGGAAAAUGUGAAAAACCGACACCCCUGCGCUUACUUACCUUUCGGAGCUGGUCCAAGGAAUUGCAUAGGUAUGCGCUUCGCUAAAACACAAUCAAGAGUUGGAAUGGCGAAAUUCUUUUCCAAAUUCCGCGUCGAGCCCUCGAAGAAGACUGCUACGAAUUUUACAUACGACCCGAUGCGUGUAUUCCUCUUGCCAGAAGAAGGUAUCUACGUUAAUAUUGUGCCACGUUAACAAAAAAACACUGAAUUUGUAUCUUAUUAUUAUUAUCAUUUUUUAUGUAUAGGGCGUCUUUAAAGCAUGUUAAUAAAUAUGGUAUCCGGGUGUGACAUCAA
Messenger RNA from Papilio polytes (common Mormon), 1707 nucleotides. RefSeq names its product cytochrome P450 6B1-like. The transcript is spliced from 2 exons. The record is from RefSeq and is a predicted model, not a curated record. Gene Ontology annotation, molecular function: heme binding; iron ion binding; oxidoreductase activity, acting on paired donors, with incorporation or reduction of molecular oxygen. NCBI's taxonomy places the organism in Eukaryota, Metazoa, Arthropoda, Insecta, Lepidoptera, Papilionidae. The coding region runs from base 44 to 1606 and encodes 520 amino acids.